UUCCUUUUCUACAACGUGUCGGGCUAAGACUGGUGUUCGCCAUGAACCACACCUUUUCUCCGAGCCUGGCGCGGCCUAACCUGCCCUUGCGAAAGCCGUCAUCCCGUCCCUCUGCCGCCAGCCCGUUUCCUGGACUGGCCAUGCCGGGUGGGAGCCCACUUCGUUCGUCUUCGCUGUCACCUGGAGCCAUCCCACCAGCCAGUGUAUCAGCUGCAUCACCUGUAUACCUUUGCCACUUUUGUGCUCAGCAAGGUAAUUUGCGGUGCAAGCGCUGCAAGAAGGUGACAUACUGCUCUGCGCUGUGCCAGAAAGAAGACUGGAAGGCACACAGGCACAUUUGCAUUGAAGCGCAGCCUGAAAAGGAGAACCCAAAUCUGCCUACUGCUUUGCCUGUGAUGCCAAGCAAUAGCAACCUACCUGACUUAAAGCAGGCGGAUGCAUUUGAACUUCACAGGGUUUAUUUGAAGGACUUGCACAGAGUCAAGACUAAACAGGGAUCAGAUAUUCAGGCAUCUGUAGUAGAAUUCUACAACCCUGGGAGGUUUUUUCUCCUUGCCCAAAGCCCCGAGCUGCUCGACACUCUACAGAGCAUCAGCAGCAAGCUCCAGAAGACCUCCAGGUGCCCGUCUGGGACCACGUACAUCCCCCGUGUUGGGGAGGUCUGCACAGCACAGUUCUCUGACGAUUUGCUUUGGUAUCGAGGCCUGGUCCAGAAGGUGGUUGCUGACAAAAAGGCACACAUGCUCUACAUUGACUAUGGGAAUGAAGAAGACGUCCCCUAUGAGAGGAUCAAGCCCCUGCCUGCUGAUCUUGAGCCUUUUCAUCCUUGCGCAAUGGAGUGCCAUGUUGCUGCUGUGGAACCGGUGGAUGGUAGCUGGUCCAAUGAGUGCUGCACAGCCGUGAAACAGCUUCUGGCUGGCAGGACUGUGACAACCAAACUGGUGGAAACGCUGAAGAAUGUUCAUGCAUAUGCUGUGGACAUCCAAAUUUCCGUGGGAAAGUAUUUGAGCUCAUUCCUUGUUGAGCGGGGUUUUGCAGUGAAAGCAACGGUGGACAUUGCACCUACUGAGCAAAAUAUUAAUGCCAUGCUGAGUGCUUCCUUGGAAAACUUCAAACGUCAUUCUGAAGGGAAAGAUGACAACACCUGGGCGCAGGUGCCAGAGCCUUUGACACAGGCGGUGGGUGACUCCUUUUCUGUGGUGAUUACUCACCUGCAGUCCCCAGAUAACAUGAUUGUGCAAAAGGUGGAGAAUGCUGGAGUGAUUCAGGAGUUGCAACUGAAGUUGAGGCUCCACUGCAGUCAGGUGCCCACCCCCCAAAACUUCCGACCAGCACCCGGCACAGUUUGCUGCGCCCAGUUCUCAGAGGAUAAGCAGUGGUACCGGGCCAAAGUGCUGGGCUAUUCAUCGGAGGAACGUGUUUGUGUCGGCUACAUUGAUUUCGGCAACUCCGAGGACAUAGAUUUAGGGGAUUUGAGACCCAUCAGCUCUUCGUUGCUGGCCUUGCCAAUGCAGGCCAUUCCCUGUGCCCUAGCUGGAGUGCAGCCUGUUGGGGAGAGUUGGCCUGAGGUGUGCCUGUUAGCCCUGCAGCGGAGUGUGUCCAACAGAAUCCUGCGUACAGAGAUCCAAGGGGCGCACAAGGGUAAAGCUUUGGUCACCAUGGUGGAUGAGGCGAGCGACCCUCAGUCUAAUAUCACGGAGUUGCUAAUCUCUGCCGGGUACGGCGUUCCCUCCACUGUUAAGGCCAAUGAUGUCCAGCAGUCUGAACAACCCACGGCUGCUGCAGAACCACAAGUGUGCGAGCCUCUGAUAUGGUCCUCAGUUGAGCUUCCCACCGAUGGCCAGUUGGUGGUGCUGUCCACCACUCUUAUUGUGAACCCUGGAGAGUUUUUUUGCCACAUUGACAACCCCGCUGACCGUCAGCAACUUAUUACGCUCAUUGCUGAUUUGAAACAACACUGUGAGGCAGAUGUGGCAGCCUUUGAACCCAAAGUGGGGGAUCCCUGCUGUGCCAUGUUUCCAGGUGAUGGAGCCUGGUACCGUGCAAAGGUCAAUGGUCAGUCUGAAGACACAGUGACCGUAAACUUUGUGGACUACGGUUAUAGCAUGGAAUUGGAAAAAAGGCACCUUCGCUCAGUGACACCUCGACUUCUUCAGCUGCCCUUCCAGGCCGUUCGCUGCUUCCUCUCAGGUGUGGAGGCCAUGGGUUCCGAGUGGAGCAGCGAAGCCAUUCUGUGGUUUCAGACCCAAGUGGAUGGAGAGAAGAUGAAUGCACGCGUCCUCACUGUCACCAAACAGGGUUACGGUGUGGAGCUGGAGUGCAGAGGGCAGAGCAUCGCAGCUGGCCUCAUCUCAAAUGUCCUUGGUAGAGUCCCUGGAGAAAUUCCUAAAGGGGUGCACUCCAUCUUGUCGCCUGGGGCCAAACAGAGAGAAGACGUGAAGGAGAAGGAGCACAGCCAAACCCAGGCCUCCAAACAGAUGCCCACAGUGGAAGGUGUUGCGACACAAUUAUCAGGCCCGACUUUUCCAGUGGACUGGAAGACAAUGGAGCUGCCUAUCAAUGAGCCCUUCAAGCCUUACAUUGCAGCUGUUACUAGUCCUUCCCUUUUCUACCUGCUCAGUCCCAACCAAGUGGACCAGCAAAAGCAUAAGGAGAUGAUGCUGGAGCUGGCUGCAUUUUGCUGCACUCAUCGUGCCACUUUGUCAUCCUCCACUGACCAUAGCAGACUUACCCCCGGAGUGGCCUGUUGCGCGCAGUUCUCUGCUGAUGACAACUGGUACCGUGCUGUGGUUCUGGAGGUGGCUGACAAUGAGGUAUCAGUCAUCUACGCCGAUUUUGGCAACACCGAAAAACUGCCGGUAUCGCGAAUUUUUCCCAUCCCCGAACACCUGCUGCAGCUCCCCUUCCCGAUAGCCCGCUGCACUCUGACUGGUAAGGAGCACUUCCCUGCCCAGUGGCCACCACAAGUGUUGCAAAUGUUUCACGGUUUGUUGCUGAGCAGCGUCCUCGCCACCGCGCAUUCGUUCGACGGAUCUUUCAACGUUCUCUCAGUUACCCUGCCUGCUGAGAGGGGCGGUGCCCAUCUCACUGCCCUUGUCUUGGACGCGCUGCAGGCCCACAUCAAAAAUCCUUAUAGCCCAUCUCCUGCCAUGGACCAGAAGGAUAGCACCAGUUCUGCAACGCUCCUUCACCACCCUAAGCCUCACUUGACAUGCACCGUGGACAAGAGCGUGGAAAAUACAGCGGUGGCCUCUGAGCCCCUAGUAGGAUUGCAGCCGACCCCCCAAAGCCCACAGCAAAUGCAGAGCAUUGCAGCAGAGCCCCAUAAAGAAGCCCAGACCUCUGGAUGCUGCUGUCAGAGCCUGAAGACCAAGUUGGAGCAUCUGGAGCUGAAGAUGGAGCGUCUGGAGCAGAAGAUGGAGCUGCAGCUGUCCUUACUUAAGCAGUGUGUUGAACGGUUGCAGUCCUAACUACUCCACUCGGGUUGCAGUCCACUCAAUCUCAUCAUGUUUUUAUUCUGGUUUACAUGUAAAAACAAGUUACAGUCCAUUCUGGUUGUUUUGUUUAUACGUUUUAAUAUUUUGAUAGUGUGCAGAAGUGUGCUUUGCUGCCAAGGCCUCCUUUAAGUUCUUAUCUGGCACACAGGUGGUGUAUUUGCGUUUGUCUUUUACAUAAAAGUUCGAUCGCAAGAA
Dunckerocampus dactyliophorus (ringed pipefish) is the source of this 3692-nucleotide messenger RNA. It is a transcript of the gene tdrd1, whose product is annotated as tudor domain containing 1. The transcript is spliced from 25 exons. NCBI's taxonomy places the organism in Eukaryota, Metazoa, Chordata, Actinopteri, Syngnathiformes, Syngnathidae. The coding region runs from base 42 to 3470 and encodes 1142 amino acids. The record is from RefSeq and is a predicted model, not a curated record.